Messenger RNA from Carcharodon carcharias (great white shark), 1583 nucleotides. RefSeq names its product BCL2/adenovirus E1B 19 kDa protein-interacting protein 3-like. Gene Ontology annotation, biological process: mitochondrial outer membrane permeabilization; positive regulation of apoptotic process. The record is from RefSeq and is a predicted model, not a curated record. The transcript is spliced from 6 exons. Bases 282 to 872 code for a protein of 196 amino acids. Gene Ontology annotation, cellular component: mitochondrial envelope; mitochondrial outer membrane; nucleus. NCBI's taxonomy places the organism in Eukaryota, Metazoa, Chordata, Chondrichthyes, Lamniformes, Lamnidae.
GCGGAGCUGGGCAGUGCAGGGACUGACGUGCAUCUUUGCACGUUCUGUUUUUUUCUGUAAAUGCUUUAGCAAAGCGCAGACAGAAAGAAAGAAAAGCAGAGAGUGAGAGGGAGAGAGCUAGAAGCAGCAACUGGGGAAAAGGGGAGAGUGAAGCCAAAAAAAAAGAGGGCUUUUAUUUUUAGAUUACAGCAUCAGUCUCUGAUUUAUCCAUUCCAGCGGAGAUACGCUGCAUUAGAAAAUAGGAGGCAAAAUUUUUUUUUGCAAAGAAAAAAAGACUUAAGAUGUCAGUUUCCAAUUUAGCAGAAGGAAGUUUGCAUGGUUCAUGGGUGGAGCUGGACUACAGUCAACACAGUGGCCCGCGGGUCCUGGAGCACGUGCCCUCCUCGAGCUCUAUCCACAACGGAGACAUGGAGAAAAUCCUCCUGGACGCACAGCAUGAAUCAGAAAAGAACAGUUCACGAGGCAGCUCCCACUGCGACAGCCCUCCUUUACUGAUGAGCCCCCAGAUGCCUCACGUUCCUGUUGAGUUUGAAACUGGAAGCAUUGCAGAUAGCAACAGUACUCAGUCUGAUGAAGAAAACCAGGAGAGGAGCGGAGAGAUUGAGAAACUACUAAGGAAUAAUGCAGAGUGGAUCUGGUACUGGUCCAGUCGACCAGAAAACGUACCCCCAAAGGAAUUUGUAUUCAAACACCCAAAAUAUUGUUCAAGUCUGAGUGUACGGAAGACAGGCGUGAUGAAGAAAGGAGGAAUCUUCAGCUCUGAGUUUGUAGUGUUCCUCAUUCCCUCUCUCCUGAUAACUCACCUGUUCAUGCUGGGAGUUGGAAUAUACAUUGGAAAAAGAUUGGCUGCAUCACCUGCAAGUACCUUGUAAAAAUUCUACAGGAAAAACUGCUCAAACCUGAUGAACUGCGGAGAUUGACACCGAUUUCGUCACUCGUCACUCAUGUAGAUGGACACCCGAAGCCCAAAGAAAGUUACAGAGACUUGAAGUGUUUUUACAGUUAUCUUACUUCCUGUUCCCGUCACGUCUCCCCGUUUAAACAUUUGCUAUGCCCUUCCCUUUGUAGUAUCCUGACCAUAAAUGAGUUGGCUUUGACAGCACGGGUGGUUAGCUUUACACUCCAGUGCCGAUCCCAUGCCCUUGCAACCUCUCCUUGUAGGCAAAACUCAUCAUUUCAGCACGUGCCAUGGACUUGGAACUUCCAGUGGCCUGUCCGCCACAGGCUCCUCAGCAUUUGUGUGUGCGCACAUGUGUGUGUGUGUGUGUGUGUGUCCCUUUCUCAUCCAGGUCUAAGGAAACAUGUUUCCCCAAACCCAGAGUAACAUUAUCCAAGGGCUGAAAAAAAAAUCAGUUGGCAUCUCCACUUUAAUACCAGUACGCCACGGCAAUGGCCUUAUUUGCCUUGUCUUGCCAGGACCCAGCUUCACUUUCACUACAGUUCAUCGUUCCAAAAUGUGGUGCUGUUAUGGUAAUGACUAGGAAACUGGUUAAUGAUUAUAUGUCCUUUCAAAAUUCAAGCAAAACCAAGGAAUGUAAUCAUAGAAUUCAGGCUGAGCUAGAUAAAAGUGACACUUGGAAAAA